AUGCCUGACGGGAACGAGGCCCUCCGGCCCAAGCUCGGCCGCAGCGCCGGCUCGACGGCCCUCGGCGCCCGCGCCGUAGCGACUGUCUGCCUGUUCCGCGUUCGCCCCCCCCGCCCCCCCUCCGCGUCGUGCGCCCCCGCGCCAAUCCGUCGCUGGGCCCCACGGCCCUCGCCGCGCAUUCCCUUACCGGGGCGGCCCCAGCCGAGCUUCCCUGCCCCACCGGCGCGGCCGCCUCAAGACGCAGGUACCCCAGCCAGCGCCCCCGCCCAUGUCCCCCGCCGGCAGCGCGCGCGCGCGGACCCCGUACGGACGCCCGCCGUACGGCCCGCGCGUACGCCUGCCUUCGGCCGCCCAGCCGCCGCACCGCUUCCGUACCCUCGCCACCUCGGCAGCGCCGCGCCCCUCGCGAUCAUGGCGCCCGACCCGCCGGGUACGUCGCCCGCGCGCGGCUCGGCGCCGUCGCCUGGUCCCGCCCGGACCGAUGCCUCCCCCCACCCUCCACCUUCGCGUGUGCCCAGGGAGCGACGUCCGCCCCGUGCGGAACUCGGUCCCCGCUCCCCCCGCGCGCCCCCUCCUCCGCCGUACCCUGCUGCACGUCGCGCGGCCUAA
This is a messenger RNA of Dicrocoelium dendriticum, 609 nucleotides long. Lineage: Eukaryota; Metazoa; Platyhelminthes; Trematoda; Plagiorchiida; Dicrocoeliidae. The record is from the annotation of a GenBank genome assembly.